Messenger RNA from Cyclopterus lumpus (lumpfish), 1166 nucleotides. It is a transcript of the gene chmp5a, whose product is annotated as charged multivesicular body protein 5a. The transcript has 8 exons. The record is from RefSeq and is a predicted model, not a curated record. The coding region runs from base 153 to 815 and encodes 220 amino acids. Gene Ontology annotation, cellular component: multivesicular body. Gene Ontology annotation, biological process: late endosome to vacuole transport via multivesicular body sorting pathway; vesicle budding from membrane. Lineage: Eukaryota; Metazoa; Chordata; Actinopteri; Perciformes; Cyclopteridae.
GGUCAAAACAGUGUACGCCAACCAAUAGAAACCGUCUCCGUCCGACCCGUUGCUUCCGGGUGUCUUCAAUGAAUAAAUCCUUUUGCAUCUGAUGCUUUUUUGUAUACACUAAAGAAAGCUAAAAGCUAAGGUGGUCAAUACACGUUUGGGGAAUGAACAGAAUAUUUGGACGCGGAAAGCCGACGGCGCCUUCCCCGAACCUGUCGGACUGCAUCGGCAACGUUGAUGCCAGAUCAGAGUCCAUAGAAAAGAAGAUUGGCAGACUAGACUCUGAACUUGUGAAGUACAAGGAUCAGAUGAAGAAGAUGAGAGAUGGGCCCUCGAAGAACAUGGUGAAACAGAAGGCAAUGAGAGUCCUGAAGCAAAAGAGAAUGUAUGAAGGUCAAAGAGAACAGCUGGCUCAGCAGUCUUUUAACAUGGAGCAGGCAAACUACACAAUCCAGACAUUAAAGGACACCAAAACGACAGUUGAGGCCAUGAAGAUCGGUGCAAAGGAAAUGAAAAGGGCUUACAAGGACGUCAAAGUUGAUCAGAUUGACGAUUUACAGGACCAACUGGAGGACAUGAUGGAGGACGCCAGUGAGGUGCAGGAGGCCUUGAGCCGCAGCUACGGCACGCCAGAGAUAGACGAGGAUGAUCUUGAAGCAGAGCUGGACGCUCUGGGUGAUGAGCUGCUGUUGGACGAUGACAGCUCGUACCUGGAUGAGGCCUCAGAUGCCCCGUCCAUCCCUGAGGGAAUCCCCAGUGACAGCAAGACAAACAAGGAUGGCGUUUUGGUGGAUGAGUUUGGCCUGCCGCGGAUUCCUGCCUCAUAAACAAGGAAUGGAUUGAAACAACUGCACUUCAACUGAAAACACUUUUGACCUGAGAACACUACGAUUUUGAAGCCGUGCUGGUGUUGGGUUGUGUACUGUUACCACUACUGUGCUAGCAUGUGGCCUUGUAACAUACUGAACCUUUUUUUAAAACACUAUUCUCCUUUCCUCUCUUUUGUCCUCCACUCGUCGGUCUUGUCCAUCACCAGUAUUACUAAGAUUACUAAGUUCAUUUUUAUUUGUCUUACUUGUGUUCUAGUGUUAUGUGUUGUUCAGUCAUUUUGUGGACAUGAUUCCUAUGUCUGCAAGUUAUUUAAAAACAUGCAAAAUAAAUUAUGUGGUUUAAUUUAA